This is a messenger RNA of Paraglomus brasilianum, 579 nucleotides long. The record is from the annotation of a GenBank genome assembly. NCBI's taxonomy places the organism in Eukaryota, Fungi, Glomeromycota, Glomeromycetes, Paraglomerales, Paraglomeraceae.
AUGCGAGUUGUUCCUGAAUCAUUACCGAUCCUAGGGCCGUCAGUGCUUCGGCACGUUAACGUGGAAUUGAAGGAGAUGGUGGUUGAAGCGGAGGGAUGUCAUAAGAAUAACGAUAUUGGAAAGGAACCAGAGUUAGCAAACUACGACAUAGCCGCUGCUAACGACAAUGCUAUACGCCACCACAUACAACAACGCAAUUGCACCCACAACGACAGUACAAUUGCACCCACAACGACAGUGCAAUUGCACCCACAACGACACAGUCGCUGCCACACGACAAACGCAAAUGCUGCCAUACAGCAAUGCUAUGGCACACACACUCUCACGCAAAGAGAAUAUUGGAACGUUAAUAUAUCGCUGCGACCUACAGCGGCCUCAUCUCCAGGAACGCCUCCCCAAUUCCUAAUAAAGCGCGUUUGCUCUUGUUCUGACUACCGUCUGAAGGACAUUUCAUGCUCAAGGAUCACUAUUACGAAAUCAGUCCGUCAACAUCAGCAUAAUUCACGCAACAACGCGAACAGUGCGAUUGGAGGAUGCGAAGGCCAAUUCUACAUUUCACUGGAGGAUGAUAACGAAUAA